CAAAGAGCUGCUCCAUAAAGUUUAAACAGCCAAGUCUCUUUUGAUUUCUGGUGUGAAAUUAUGAUGCUAUUCAAUUUGCAUCUUACCAUUUGGUAUUUAUUAUUUUGGAUCAGCGUAAUGAUAUCAAUAAUUGCCGGCGUCGAAUCAAUUGAUUUGUUCAAUUCGCUGAAGCUACUAUCCGUUUAUUUCAAUCAAAAUAAUCAAUCUCGCACACCAGAUGCAAUGCUGGGAAUUCAUUUUGUGAAGUUGCUACUUAAGUCAACAUAUGAUGGUUGCGUUGAUAGUGAAACAUUUGUUGCAACUCGAAUUAAUGAGCUUUUGGACGACUUUAACAAAAUAAACAUUCAAUCAAAUAGUAGUGGAUCAGCAAACUCAUACAAUACAAUCGUUUCCCAGCAAUUAUUGGAGUUUGACUUUGUGCCAGCUGAGAAAGUCAGAUACGGUGAAAUUUUCACAGCCAACCAACCAUUCAUGACAUAUGAUGAAUAUCUGUACAAAGUGGACACCGGGUCGCCAACUGCACUGGAAUCAGAUGUGUGUUUGGCCGAAUUGUUAAAUUCAAAUUCGAACGUUUGUUUCGUUAGCUCCAUAUGCUCGGCGAUAAUGUCAUGGAAAAUCGAAUCGUACGGCUAUCAAUUGACUCACAAAUUGUUGUACUACACUGUUUUAUCGCAAAGCAAUUGUACGUCGAAUUUCGAACCAUAUUCUUCGGUCCGAGCAAUAAUUACGUUGCUCUGUUCGCAUAUUUAUCAAGAAAGUAUUUUGAUUUACAAAAUGGAAUUUCCAUCAGACAUGAAUGAUUUACUGUUGGAGCAAGUGCUGCUGUGUGGCUUCAAUGGAUAUGCCGAAUUUUUGGAAGAACGAUGGAUUAGGAAUAUUGUCGAAUGGCAGAAUUCGGCGAGCGGAUGCUACGAAUAUCAUGGUGAGCGCAGAGACAAGAGAAGCAUGGUGAUAUUACGGGACAACUGUUCCGAUCAUAUGACUGGACUUGCAGCUGCUGCAAUCAGUAUGUUCAUCAGAAUUCUACUUUUAGAAAUUUAAAUUAGUUCUAAGACUCAGUGCUAGCCAUUCCUUUGACUUAAUAAAUAAACUGCAUGCUCGCUAGUGCGGUGCUUCGUUUAUGGUAAGUCGAAUAUAACUCCUUACCUUACA
Molecule: messenger RNA, 1152 nt
Organism: Bradysia coprophila
Lineage: Eukaryota; Metazoa; Arthropoda; Insecta; Diptera; Sciaridae
Product: UPF0764 protein C16orf89 homolog
Cellular component (GO): cytosol; membrane
Source: RefSeq, a predicted model, not a curated record